Messenger RNA from Centruroides sculpturatus (bark scorpion), 1885 nucleotides. RefSeq names its product granulins-like. The transcript is spliced from 6 exons. The record is from RefSeq and is a predicted model, not a curated record. The coding region runs from base 170 to 1768 and encodes 532 amino acids. Lineage: Eukaryota; Metazoa; Arthropoda; Arachnida; Scorpiones; Buthidae. Gene Ontology annotation, cellular component: extracellular region. Gene Ontology annotation, molecular function: protein binding.
CUUUAGAUAAAGAAUAGUUUCAAUAUAUUAUCUAACAGUAACUAUCGAUUAUUCAGUAAGAUUAUCUAAAGGAGACUGACAACUCGACUAUAUAAAUACGACAUUGUGAACUCAAAGCCUAAUUUCGCCAUUUUUAUUAGUAAGAUAUCAUAUAUUCCUAUAAAAGAAAAUGAAAAUUUUGAUUUUUUCAACAUUAUUAUUAUCUUUGACAAUUAUCAAGGGUCAAGAUAUUUGUCCAGAUCUUAUUCAAUAUUGCGAUGUAGGUACUUGUUGCCCGUCGCUAGAGGGUUUCGGAUGCUGUCCCCUGGAUGAUGCGGAAUGUUGUGCAGAUCUUGAACAUUGCUGUCCAGGCGGAUAUGUUUGUGUGGUUGAAUUCGAAAUUUGUGUGCAAUGUCCAGGUCUGCAAGGAAGACGUAAUUUUACAAUGAAAUUAGAGCCUCUCCUAGAACCUUUCUCUUUAGUUAGCUAUUCGAAUUCAUGUCCACAAUGUCCUAAUUGGGCGACUUGUUGUCCGAUGACUACAGGCCAAAUAGGUUGUUGCCCUCUUGAAAACGCUGUCUGUUGUAGCGAUAAGGAACAUUGUUGUCCACACGGAUAUACUUGUGAUGCCUCAGGGUUUUGCACAUCAAAUACAAAGCCAAUGAAGAUUCCAAAAAUCCAGAAACAUAUUGAAAACAGUGAAAGCUCAAUUCUUUUCUCAGAACACAAAUCGUUGAAGCAAAACUCGGUAGAUCUUGUACAGUGCCCCGAUGGCAAUUAUUGCAAUUCUGGAAAUACUUGCUGUUUGAUAGGUUCUAACACUUAUGGAUGCUGUCCCUUUCGUCACGCUGUAUGCUGCUCUGAUAAAGUUCAUUGUUGUCCUAAUGGUAUGACAUGCGAUAGUUCAGGUUACUGUACCAAUGGACCCGACAUUAUUUCUUGGUUUGAGAAAAAACCAGCAAUUAAACGACCUAAGAUCAAAAACAAAAUGAAGGUUUUUGUUCUUUCGAUAUUGUUAGCGGUUGUGACGAUAAUUAAAGGGCAAGUAAUCUGUCCAGAUUCUAAAUAUCAAUGCAAAGAAGGUCAAACUUGUUGCAAGACUAACCAAGGAUACGGAUGUUGUCCUAUGGAGGAUGCGGUAUGCUGUUCAGAUCUUCAGCAUUGCUGUCCAGACGAAUAUAUCUGCGUAGAUCUAUUUGAAAUCUGCGUAAAGUGUCCAGAUGUGACAGGAAAACAUAAUUUUACAAGAAAAUUAGAGCCUCUCCGAGAACCUUUCUCUUUAGUUAUCCACGCGAAUUCAUGUCCACAAUGUCCUAAUUGGGCGACUUGUUGUCCGAUGACUACAGGCCAAAUAGGUUGUUGCCCUCUUGAAAACGCUGUCUGUUGUAGCGAUAAGGAACAUUGUUGUCCACACGGAUAUACUUGUGAUGCCUCAGGGUUUUGCACAUCUAGCACGGAGCCAAUGGAGAAUCCAAGAAUGCAGAGGCAUGUUCAAAACAGUAAAAGCUCAAUUCUUUCCUCAAAACACAAAUUGUUGAAGCGAAAUUCGGUAGAUCUUGUACAGUGUCCAGAUGGCAAUUAUUGCAAUUCUGGAAAUACUUGCUGUUUGAUAGGCUCUAACACUUACGGAUGCUGUCCCUUUCCUCGAGCUGUAUGCUGCUCUGAUAAAGUUCAUUGUUGUCCUAAUGGUAUGACAUGCGAUAGAUCAGGUUACUGUACCAAUGGACCGGAUGUUAUUUCUUGGUUUGAGAAAAAACCAGCAAUUAAACGACCUAAGAUAGAAAACUGAAGUUUUCAAGUUGCAUGCAAUUGCUUUGAUUAUUAUUAUUUUUUUUUUUUGAGAGUAUAAGUCUCUGUAAUUAAUUAACUUGUAAUUACUUAACAAUUAAAAUGAUUUAAACUUGUU